AUGGCUACAAAGGAUCUCAAAAGUUUCAGGAUCGCUGUAAAGCUCAAUGUAUGCGUUUAUGGGAGAGGAGAAAACAUCAAUAAGCUACUUCGAUACAAGAAUCUCCUAGUGCAGUCUGUGAAACCUACACCCCAACUUGAAUCACCUGUUGAGAUUUUCAAUUCCACCACUAAUAGGGAGAUAGUGGUACUUGACCCGUUCCCUACUAGGGAUAACAACAGUUUCAUGGCAGCACGUUGUGACAAGGAAGAUUAG
Messenger RNA from Prunus armeniaca (apricot), 255 nucleotides. The record is from the annotation of a GenBank genome assembly. Lineage: Eukaryota; Viridiplantae; Streptophyta; Magnoliopsida; Rosales; Rosaceae.